AUAUGUCCUCUUAAAGAAUGGGCUCUGGAUUAAAUUGUUUGCAGUAACGUACUGACAGUGUAGAAACAGAAGAUGGCGAAAGCGCAUCUUGCGCCUGUAUCUUUUCCAUCAGCAGCACACAGCAGGCCGGAUGACGGCGGUAGCAACGAGCCCUGGCAGCCAGUCGGUUACACCUACAGUCGUUACAACAACAUCCCAGCAAAGUGUCUGAUGCCCGAGCUCUUACCUUUCAGACAAACUUUUCAGCCGCGGCACUGUCCUUCAAGCUGAAAGGUCAAACGUUGUGAGGGUGGUGCCAGAUGGAUCAUGGUGGUGAGGUUGAGAGGGAGGGCAGAGUGAUGUCCCAAGCUCAGAUGGGUGGGGUUGACUUCUGUGAUAACCUACCCAACCCUGAAGCUCUCACUGCCCAAACUCGAAAUCUCAACGAGACAAACAUGCUCCCACAGACUCAAAGUCUCCCUCCUUCACAAAAUGAAGACGGAGGAGGGCAUGGGCUCAUUCAAAAAGCCUCGCUCAGCAACAAUGGGAAGGACAUAGAGGAGGAACAGGGAAAGGAGGGAUACACAGGAAGAUGCGGAGAAGAGGAUGAGGAAGAAGACAUUGAUGAGAUGAUGAAGGAAGAAGAAGAAGAGGAAGACUCAGAGGAAUCAAGCUGUCUAAUUCGCUGCCAGUCUCCAGACACUCCCAUGACUGAUUCCUCCUAUUCAGAAACUGGCAGUCUGUUGGAGACUCCAUAUCCUUUCAGCCCUAGGACCAGUCCAGAGCCUACAUCCCCUGUCAUUCCAGUGGUCAGUCCAGAAACAGCAUAUCCCAUCAGUCAAGUGGAACUGAGACAGAGUGAUGUUGAAGUGGACUCUCAUAACUCCAACACUGAAUCAGUUGCCUCCGUCCCAGGGUCCAUUACAGUGGGACCCACCUUCACCACGGGGCAUAUAGAUUCCACCACACUAACUAUAACCUCAGUCACCAGGCCUACCAGCCCACCUGGGCCUACAUAUAUCACUGAAGCUGCAGACAGGUUAUCAAAAAAUACUAACUUCACUGCAGAACAUCUUACCUCAUCCACAGAGCCUGUUUUCAACCAUGGACUCACAUGUGCCAGUUCAUAUGCAGGACCUAUCACCUCAUCUGCAGAGACAUUUACAGUAACUGCUUGCACCACAAAGCUCAACACUUCCUUUGAUUCCACUGAUACAGAAUCCACUUCCAUCACAGGACUUAUAACCUCAAAUUUGGAACACAUUACCUCCACUCCAGUGCCCACUUAUUUCUCCACCUGCGCCACAGGAUCUAUUCCAAGCCCUGCUCUGCUGGAGUCUCUCGAGCAGUUGGCACAAAGAGGAGAUGACACUCACCUUCCACAGUAUCUUCACCAGAUUGCUGAGGCCUUUGUCCUUCACGAAGACUACCAGCGGGCGUUAUGGUGCAUCCAACUAGAGAGACUCUAUCACCAGAGAGUAUUGGACAACCUGAAUGCACUUCAAGAACAGUGGGAGAGUCAGGGUAGAAAGACUUCCCCUGACCUGGCAACCCAAAAUCUGGACACUCUUAAACACAUCUGCCAGACGCACAGUCGACCAAGAGCUAGAGAUGCUGUGUGUGCAUCUCUUAAUCUUUUGAGGCCUACAUUUGAAGAAGGUGGUGCGCUGCCUCCAUGUACCUCAGCCCGUCAGGUUGACGGAGGGAUGGAGAAGAGAGCGGAAGACUCCUCCCGUUCUCAGAGCAGCCAUCCAGUCAAACCCUCCAUUAAUUUGGCUGAUGGGCUCAAUUCGCCUGAGAUCUCAGAAAAGGACAGGGAAGAUCCAGACAGGGUAUUAGAGGGGAGGGACUGUUUCCAGGGAUCUCAGCUGACUGACAAGCAGGGCAGCGACAGCGAGGGAGGAGAGGCAGAAGGAGGGGUAGGAUACACCACUUCAGUCAUAGGAAAUGAACUGCACCCCUGUACAGCUGGAGAAAUGGAUCAAUCCAACCCUGCAGAGCAGCAGGGAGGAGAUUUAGCUCUAGCACAGGAAAAGGAGGCAAAAAGGGAAGAAGAGGAGAGGGACGUGGAGGAGGCAGCCGAGGCUAUGGAGAUGGAAGAUGAGGGAGAGGAUGAAGAGGAGGAGAAGCAGAAGGAAAGAGACUCUCAUUUUUGUCAGAAAGCUCUCUCAGUUGAGACUCUUGUCAGUGGGGCAGAGGUGGAGGUACAACAGCUGCACCAGGAAGCCCUAGCUGGGGAGAAGCUACAUGAGGACACUCAGGAGCAGAGUGAGGAAGGGCUGGAGGAGGAAGAGGAAGAGGAGUACGAAGUAGAGCAAGUUGACAUCAUCAGAGAAGCUGCCUCACUGGAUGACAUGGCUAAACUCAUCACUGUAGAGGAGAUGUCUCCUGCCUCUGGCCUGGUCUCCAUAUUGAAGAAGCGUGUUUGUGUUGACAACGUGACUGUGUCUGCCAGCUCACAGCCCCGACCUGACAAACCUCCUGCCAAAAGACGUGUCCGCUUCAAAGUCCCUGAUGACGGCUAUGAGCAUGAAGUUGGCGGUGGGGACUCCUGCCUGCUUCUUUUCCUGCUUUGUCUGGUUACUGUAGUGAUCAGCGUGGGGGGCACCGCCCUUUACUGUGCUCUGGGUGAUGCCCACUCCUCAGUCUGUCAGGACUUCUCCAGAAAUGCAGACUUCUACAUUGGCCAAAUACAGCGUGGGAUAGCUCACAUCCAACAUUGGUUUACCUCCGGGUUAUAGCAGCAAACAGUCAACAUUGUGGAGCCACUGGCCUUAUUGUUCACCGUAGGUUCCAGCAGUCCCUGCUACUUUCUCGGGACAAUAUUUUCUGAGGUAAUGGUGCCAGGUAGCUGCUACAGUUCCUGUCGCUAUGUGGAGCAAGUGGCUAUUAUGCUGCCUAAUUGGCUAAACGAUUAUAUCAGAUACGGUUGGCAUUUGUACGCCUGCGCUACUGCAUUUUUAAUGUUCUUUGAAUACAAUCCCAGGGUUCAUUUAGACUAAAAGUCGUAGGUCAGAUGUCCCUUUACAACACUAGUUUGAAAGGGAAAGCAGAGUGGAGAGAGAGGAUAACUGGAGAAUGGAGACUGCAUAACAGAAGAGGAAGAACUGACAAACAUCCCUCUCAGCUCUGUCCAGAUUAAAUUUUAUAUAUAUAU
Messenger RNA from Siniperca chuatsi (mandarin fish), 3136 nucleotides. RefSeq names its product consortin, connexin sorting protein a (gene cnsta). Gene Ontology annotation, molecular function: connexin binding. The transcript has 13 exons. Gene Ontology annotation, biological process: positive regulation of Golgi to plasma membrane protein transport. Gene Ontology annotation, cellular component: trans-Golgi network; plasma membrane; transport vesicle. The record is from RefSeq and is a predicted model, not a curated record. Lineage: Eukaryota; Metazoa; Chordata; Actinopteri; Centrarchiformes; Sinipercidae. Bases 300 to 2720 code for a protein of 806 amino acids.